UUUUGAAACCCCCAUUUGUUUUACUUUUAAUGUUCAAAGCAAAAACAAACACUUCCAAACAAUCUGUAAGCUUCCCGUAAAAACCAACUUCAUUCAAGCUCCAUUCAUAUUCAUCAGCUCCACUUCCUCGUAUAAGUUUUCCUUUCCCCCUAAUAUCUAGGGUUUCGUACAGUGAAGAGAAGAGGCUCGAACAUAAUCAAAUCCAAUGGAUUGGGGAAACGUAACCGUAGAGGAUCUGAUUGAUGCGCUUCGUGAAGUUGACUGGUCAUCUCCGCCACGUCCUCUCCCGGAAUUCUUCUCUCGUUUCACCGUCCCUCGAUCUUACGCCAAAUGGAAUAGCCGCCUUAAAUGCAAUCUCUACUACUACCGGACCAAUUAUUUCAUUAUGAUUGUUGUCAUUCUUGGUUUGGGAUUCCUGAGGAGACCAGUUGCUAUUUUAGCUGCUAUCUUAACAGCUCUCAGCAUUGCCUUUCUGAAUGACAGCUUUGCUAGUACUUUUAGUGAGAAGGUGACUAGAACUGUGAGACAAUUCUCUCCACAUUUAGCGGCUAAGAUGAGGCCCCCACUUACACCUGUUAUUCGUGGUCGUCCGGUGGCUAAAAGAACAAUUCACAUAUGCGGUCGGCCUCGUUGGGUCUUUGUCUUCAUAUUCUCAUCUGUGAGUUUCAUCCUUUGGUAUGUAUCAUGCGGUCUACUGACUGUAUUCUGGGCACUUGCCAUUGCACUGCUUGCCACCAUCCUUCAUGCAAGUUUUAGAACACCUAACCUGAAGGCUCGUCUUAAUACUUUCCGUGAGGAAUUUCGUGCAGUUUGGCGCAAUUACAGUGAGCUGUAGAUCAUACACUCUAUAGCAUGCAAUGAAGGCUCUGAUGAUAUGAAACUCGAAGAUCUUGUUAUUAUAAGGUUGCUUGGCUGCUGCUGUUGAUGAUCACUAAUCUUUGCAAUAUCAGACAAUGUGUAAAUUGUCAGUGCCUCUUUUGUUAAAUCAGACCAUUUCUGUCUUCACUCCGUUGCUGAAUGUUUUUACUCAAAGAGCUCUCCUUUGAGAAGAAAAAAGUAAGUGCAGAAUUUACAGGGGCAAUUAGCUAUCUUAUAGUUGUGUUGGUCAAGGUCAGCUGGUAAUGUCUUUUAGAUAUACUUGAUUCUUGGUUACCUGUUGUAGUUCAUUAAGUGUGAAUUUAUUGCUAAGAUGGUAUAAAACCUCGUGCCUUAGGAAAGAAUGUUCGUUUGCUGCGAA
Messenger RNA from Hibiscus syriacus, 1237 nucleotides. RefSeq names its product PRA1 family protein A1-like. Bases 206 to 835 code for a protein of 209 amino acids. The transcript is spliced from 8 exons. Gene Ontology annotation, cellular component: membrane. Lineage: Eukaryota; Viridiplantae; Streptophyta; Magnoliopsida; Malvales; Malvaceae. The record is from RefSeq and is a predicted model, not a curated record.